This is a messenger RNA of Myripristis murdjan (pinecone soldierfish), 2349 nucleotides long. RefSeq names its product family with sequence similarity 124 member A (gene fam124a). The transcript has 4 exons. The record is from RefSeq and is a predicted model, not a curated record. The coding region runs from base 170 to 1906 and encodes 578 amino acids. NCBI's taxonomy places the organism in Eukaryota, Metazoa, Chordata, Actinopteri, Holocentriformes, Holocentridae.
UCACAUUGCUCACUGCAAGUCAGGAAUCCAAAGGGGAAAGGCACAGACGAGCUGCUUCCCUCCUCUGGUUUUUUAUCUCAAAGAGAAAAUUAUUUUUGCAUGCUCCGCUUUAUAAAUCUCCCCGGGACUUUUGAGACUAUGCAAACCAAUGCUGUGCUUAUGAUCUGAGAUGGAGAAAAUCUCGGCAGAAGAUGACUGUGUGGACUCAGGAGCGGAGACUGGAGGGUCUGAUUACAGUCCCAUGUCCUCAGCGAGCAGUGAGCUAUCCAUGGGCGAGCUCCAAGAUCCCUUCCUUGUCAGCGUCCACCUCAUCGCCGACCCGGGCCAAAGCAAGUUGCUGCAGCACGCCGCCGACACCGUGCUGGCGUGGGUUCACCCGGAGCUGCAGCUCUUCCGCGUCUCUGAACGUGCCUCCUCCUUGUCCCAGCGCCCCCGGCACAAGCGGCUCCAAAAUGGCAGCGCGACAGGGGCCUGCCAGCCGUCUUUGGCAAUCAUCCUUUUCCUCCAGGAAACAUACGGAGGCGAGGAGCAGAUACUGAAGCUGCACCGCACACUGCAGCGGCCGCCUUGGCGCUACCACCACACCGAGAAAGUCAGCAAUGGCCGGCGCAUGCUGCCACUAGCACCCUGCAGUCAGGACUUCUUCAUCCUGGCCCCCGGCACGCCGCUGUGGGCCGUGCGGCAGGUCCACUACGGGAAGGAGAUUGUGCGUUUUACUGUGUAUUGCCGCCAUGAAAAUUACGUUGACAUGGUGCGGCUGUACAAGCUGCUACUUCAGCGGAGGGUAGCGCAGAAGAAGGAGGACUUCUGCUUCUUCGUGGUGUACUCCAACCCAGAUACAGAGAUCCAGCUGUCAUUCAAGAGGCUGCCGCGGGGGCAGAGCCCGGCGGCCACAGAGUCGGCGGUGAUGGAGGUGCGGGUACGGGACGUUGGGGCGCUGGUACCUCUGCUGCCACGCCCCUGCAGCCCAAUCAGUGAUGUGCGCUGGCAGACCGAGGACUACGAUGGGAAUAAGAUCCUGCUGCAGGUCCAAGGUGCACGCUUCAAAUGCACACCGGACACCUCCCUCGCAUCGUCCUCCUCUGCCACUGAAUCGGUCUCAGCUCCAUCCACCUUCAGCCGCAGCGCCGCCUCUUACAGGAACCGCCGGUACCAUCGCAUGUCGUCGCGCACCAGAGUCCAGAACCAGGCGUCCCACAACUCGCUCCCCUUGGCAUGUGAGGAGCAGGACGAGGAAGAGCAGUGGACUGACCGGCGCUAUCCAGACGUGUGGAGGAACCAGUGGAAGAACAACCGGUCCACGUCCCUCUUCUCUCUGCCCAACCUGGGGCACACCACUUCCCGGUCAACCUCCUCCUCUCCGGGACCUUCCCAAAACUCCCACUACAGGAGCUGCUCCCUCACACGGAGCUCCUCCCUUAUCCCGCCCUUCCGGCUGAACCUGGACGCACUGGUCGGCGCUGAGGAGACAGAUGUGGACACGGGGAACAAAGUGGACACAGGGAACAAAGUGGACACAGGCCGCGGUGUGGACAUUUCCGUGGUGUCUGCAUACAUCAAACCCUCCAGCCUUCCGCGGACUUCCCGGCCAUUAUCAGUACCAUCAGAAGACAAAAGCCCCCCCCUCUCUCCUGGUGUUUCGGGCAACGGCGUCACUAAGGCGUCCACUUUGGGGAGGCCGCCUGUUCCUGUAAGAACAAGUAGUCUGUCUUCCAAAAGCACGCCGUCUACCUUGCUGAGGUCGCACCCCCAAAGUGGCUGUCUGAACACAAGCACUGCUCCAUCCCUGAGUGAUGUUUCCCUAAACCAGUGGGACAGUUCCAGCAGCAUAAACGGACCAAGUGAAGACAAAAUCUGCCAAAAGGCUCACAAGAUAGAGGAAGAAGACCAAGAAUUCUACAUUUAAUAAGCUGGUUUAUACUGAAGGGACUCAAAUUAGCCAGUGAGGAAAACAGACUUUAGGGUAGGAACACAGUCAAUAUAGCUCUCCCCUGCCCCCUGGUGUGUAGUAGUGAAAUUACAGAGGACUACAACUGCAUAAAGGGAAGCCCAUCAAACUUUACUGCAUCAUCACACUUCUCUGUGUUCAUAUGGCAUUUUCAUAUAUUUGUGUUAAUGACUUUUUGUAUGUACAUUUAAGGUAGACUCUCUUUGUAAAUAUCAGGUUAUAUGAGUAAAUAUAAAACAUUACACAAAGAGUCAAUCACAUAACAGAGUUCAGAUCCAGUUCAGAUACACUGUUCAAUAAAAUCAUUCUCUCCUGUGUACAAGCUACCACUUUUAGGCAAAUUCGCAAUCCUGAUUUACAUAUUAUUUAUUUUUUGUGUUUAUUCUGAACAGCAAGUAAGG